Periconia digitata is the source of this 1170-nucleotide messenger RNA. The record is from the annotation of a GenBank genome assembly. Lineage: Eukaryota; Fungi; Ascomycota; Dothideomycetes; Pleosporales; Periconiaceae.
UCUACGUAUUGCGGGUUCAAGCUCCGUUCCUCGCAAUCAACGUUUUUCCCUUUUCCCCAUUCGUAUUUUAGAGUUGCGGAAUUGGCUAAACAGGAAACUCUUUUUUUUUUGCUUCGCACGCUUUUUAAAGUUCUCUUCGUUUUUGAUCUUCGCCCAACCUAGGGUUCUCUUUCUAAAUCUGGAACAAGUGCUCGUACAUCGCAUUCAUUCAGUCCUCUUCCAUUCCGCAGUAAGCUCGAAACGGAUAUUGGUAAUGUAGGGGAGGAGACCUUAUUUAUCUUCGCCCUUAUCCAGCGCUCACGUUUACCUCACACACCCCAGAGGGAGUCCAUAACACGAAUCUUCAGGGCCAGGAUUUGUUUUAUUGAGGAUACAAUGAGAUCAGCUAUUACUAUUUGGUUGUUAUGCGCUGCUGUGGUUUUGGCGCAGCAGACGCCGAGUCCGACACGUUGCCAGUGUCCGCUGGUGAAAUGCGAUGGCAGUGAUGCUGCUAAACUCUGCCAAUGCCGCAAUUCCCGCGAAACGCUGUGCAAGCAGACUUGUCCGGAUUAUGUCCCCACGUACCUCCCAUGUCCUACGGGUUCGCCUACACUCCGUAGUUCUACAUCCACGCAGGUUCCGGUGCCGACUCCAACGUCUUCAUCGACGCCAGGCGAAUGCGAAUGCGAAGAGAGAUUCUGUGCUAUGAUGUGGCCGCAGUCAUGCUACUGCGCCAACGCGAACAAACAGGCCUGCUAUGACAAAUGUGGGGGUGUGAAGCCUGCGUUAGCUGACUGCCCACCGAUUGAUCCACCAAGCCUAAGCACACUCACAACUACCUCCCGUAAACCCACCACUACAACUACGAAGAAAACAUCUUCCACGACAAGCACGCGCAAACCAACCACAACCCCUCGACCUACCCACGCACCCUGUGGUGGCAAUAGCCCAACCGCUCCAACCUGCGAAGCUGGGUACAUAUGCAUCAAAGACCCGUAUAAGCCCGGUUGCGGACCAGCGUGCGAUCAGCAGGGCAUCUGCGUAGAGGAUAGAAUGUGUGGAGGGUUCGCAGGGUUUGAGUGUAGGAUGAAGGGGCAGGUUUGUUGGGAUGAUCCUAGGGAUGAUUGUGCGGCUGAAGAUGGGGGGAAUGAUUGUGCGGGGGUUUGUGUUUGGCCACAUCAAUUAGGGUAG